AUGGAUCAGUGCAUGGAAUAUGUCUACAUCCUCUCAGCCAAUUUCACACAGAGGAGGAGCGGCGUGGGCGGCCGACACAAGCCGUUUCCCCUGGACGAUAGGCCCAUCCCUCAGUGUCUCUGCCACCGGAGAGACAGGCAGACGACACAGGCACUCCGCUGCUCCAGUGGGCCACGCAGACCAGACUUGCUCCCCUCCUCCCCUGGGAAAAGCAUGGGAGGGGUGUCCACUCCAGGUGGUGAACCGGCAUGGACCAUGCAAUAUUCCACCCCUCCAAAGCCUUCUCAUCCUCCUCCCUACUUUCUUGGUGUUUUGUCUUAUCGGUACAUAGAGUGGAGGGCGGGCAGCUGUGGGCAGGACGUGGUGGGCAGAGGGGAGAUGAACCGUGCUGGCUGGAUGGAGUUGGAAAUGUGGAUGUUCCCGAAUGGGAAUCGCGACCCGCGAUUGAACACUUCCUUCGGGUCCCCUGCCGCACUUCCCCUCUGCCGUUAA
Messenger RNA from Knipowitschia caucasica, 492 nucleotides. Lineage: Eukaryota; Metazoa; Chordata; Actinopteri; Gobiiformes; Gobiidae. The record is from the annotation of a GenBank genome assembly.